Messenger RNA from Sitophilus oryzae (rice weevil), 2936 nucleotides. RefSeq lists its product as uncharacterized. The transcript is spliced from 12 exons. The record is from RefSeq and is a predicted model, not a curated record. Bases 218 to 2659 code for a protein of 813 amino acids. Lineage: Eukaryota; Metazoa; Arthropoda; Insecta; Coleoptera; Curculionidae.
UAUCAACAGUCGCUUGGACGAGAAACGCGCUACAUCGUGCUCGGGCUUUCCACUUUUCCUUUCGCGCAGUUUGUGCGAGAUUCCAUCUGAUUAGAAACCGAUGCGAUCGGGUGUAUCAUCGGACGGAUUAGUAUCGGUAUCGAAAGACUGGGUGUUCUGUGCAGAGAGAGUGAUUAGGAUUUUUAAUUAGUUUUUUUUCUAUUUGAUUUUUUUUGGAAUGGAGGUGUUUAAGAUAUUCUUCAUAGGAACUCUUCUGCUUUCGUUAGGAACAUGCCAAGAAACACCGAAGAAAACAGCAGUCCCAGUGCAUACAAGAACAGAAUUAAAAGUUUCCAGAAGUCUGAACCCGGAAGACACUCAAACGCUCAACGUAAUGACGAGAGAUGGCAGUGUAGCACAGCUGAUAGUGAAAAGAAGAGAUAGAUCCAAGAGUGUGGACACUCAGACCAGCAAUACAAACAAGGCAAAUAGUGAGUACAGUAGAGGACACGACAAAGAAGACUCACAAAACAACUAUAGAACAUUGAAAAAAUUAGGCGUUAAUCCAUACAGUACCUUCUACUUUCCUCAGGACAAUCCUGUAGAAGAAGAAACAUACAAAACAGAGGAUUCUAACAAUUUUAAGAACAAUGCUGGAUCUACAACGCAAAAGUUUCAACCCAGUUGGAUACCACUGUCAGGAAACUAUUAUCAACCGACAAAAAUUGUCAGAUUGGACUCAAUAGCUGUCGUGAGGAAUUCCAGUGAUUUCAGACCUUUGCAGAAUAAUUUGGGAAAUGUUAUUGACAGUGAUAGGAUACCACAUGUUAUUCCUCAACCUGUCAACAUCAGGUCCAGCGAAGUGUUCGUGCAAAAUGGCGGUCGGAAAAAAGCAAGAUCGACCAUGCAAAUGGACAGCGACGGGAUACCAGUUAUACAGGGUGUUCGUAUGCCAGACGACCCAACUGAUACAAAAACAUGGAGAAAUGCCAGAGUAAUAAAUGGUGAACUAAUACCAUACGAAAAAGGCUACAAGCCACCAGCAGCCAUCCCAAUCGGCGAGUUAGUCUACGCCAGCCAAGUAAAAGAGAAGGACCAGCAAAGGUCCAUUGGCCCUUUUACCAAGCAGGAUAAUUUCAAGAAACCGAGAGAAUCGAGUAGUUCCAUUGGUCCGUUUACGGUUGAAGAUAAUAUUUCGUUAAACAGAGAAGAAAAACGCGAUGAGCAAGAAGAUACCAAAUAUGUGAAGUUCAGCUCUUCAGUCGGCGUAGGCCCUUUCACCAAAGAAGACAACAAACACUUAUCCAGCCCAUCGAAAUUCGUCGACUACAUCAAAGAAAUAAACGAAAAGGAAGCAAAGAAAAACCACAACAACAACCAGAGAAAAUACCGAUCGUACGACCAGAACGCGUGGCAAACGAACAACUUCUACCAGAACGCCUACGAAACCGAUCAAAGCUUUGAUCAAGGCGGCUACGGCUACGAGCCGCAAGAUUAUCAAACUGAAGAUCAGGACCAGCACAAUAAAUUCCAAAGGCGGAUGCUGCAAGAUCCCCAGAGCCAAAUCUACUACCCACCGUCGAAAUUGUACAGCCCACCGAGCGCCACUAAGUUAAGUCCUGUAACUUUCACUGAAGGAGUACGUACUCCAGUACUCCAAUACGCUCAUCCAGAGUUAGGAGUACAGCCUGCCAAAGUUACAAGCGAUGACGAGGAAUAUUCUACAGGAGUAAGAGAUUCUUACAGAGAAAAAGAUUACACAGCUUAUGGAGAUAUGAACACUGGAAGACAGCAACAAAAUAGAUAUUAUACUGACACUGAUUCCAACAGCGUCAGUUUUUACAAGAAAGACGUCAUAAAUUAUCCAUUCAACACAUAUUACAUUAAACCUAAACAAGAACAACCUCUAUGGGUAAAAAUCACUGAAAGCAUUAAAGGCAACGUUCAAACCGGUUUAGAGAGAAUGCAAAAACUCACUAGGCCAGUUUUUGAGCCACUUGUAGAAGCCACUCACAAGAUUUCCCAUAAUCUUGGAUUCAGUCACAAUACUCAACGGGCAGAAGACAAAGUUGGUCUAAUAGGUCCUGCAGCUGGUACAUCUGUCAUUCUACCUGCUCUGGGUCUUGUUGCUGGAGGUGCUGCACUUGGUCUUGGUGCUGCAGCCAUGGGCAGGCUUUUCAGCCCAGUGAUCAGUAUGAGAGCUCUACAAGACGUAGACCCUAACAACAUGCGAGCACUACAAGGCCUCGACCCAAACAGCAUCAUUUUUGUUAUGGAAGAACCAGUAAAAUCAUCAGCUACAGACUCCAAAGAUCAACAUGAAAGAGUGGUCAGGGAUCUUCACAGACGAUUUAGGAGAAGUCUGCUGAUAGAAGACGACAGUCUACAGUUAGCGGAAGAAGCUGAAAAUUCAGGAAAAUUCCCUGGACUGAUGGACCAGAAAUUCUGGACGGAUACGCCAUGUUCGAAGCAAAUUUUCUGCCAGGUCAUGUUGCAACAGCAUCCAGAUGAAACGGUGAUCAUGGAGAAGAAAAUGGAAACACUGUUAGGAUCAUUACAGCCCGACCUGGCCCGCUCCGUAUCCCAUCACCUGCAGGAAGUGAUGGACGCCAUUAAGCUGAGGGAUUGUUCGAGGUUUUCUUGCAGCAGAAAAUUUCCGCUUCCGGCCAGGGCAGCGUAAAGGCGGAUAAUUCGAAUUUUAUGGAAGGAAAAGAACGAAGAACAAGAGCUUCUUUUUAUUAAAGAAGUAUUAGAGAGAAAAAAUGUGAUUUUGCUCUUUGUAUCUUGCAGGAUAACGAGCCAGGGUGAUCCAGAGGGGUACAUUUAAUACCGUUUAAGUCAUUUAACAAUUAAACUACACCUUGAGACAACAAAUUUGUGGUACAGGGUGGGCCAAAUUGGAAGUCUUUAAAGGGAAACAUCCUUUUCUAUAGGAGAUAAACGAAAACUAAUAUCGG